Messenger RNA from Pieris macdunnoughi, 2928 nucleotides. NCBI's taxonomy places the organism in Eukaryota, Metazoa, Arthropoda, Insecta, Lepidoptera, Pieridae. The record is from the annotation of a GenBank genome assembly.
AUGUUAGGCGGUGUAAGAUUAAAAGUGUCAUUAACCCACGAACGAACUUGUUUUGCAUACAUAAGUCCUAAAUACAGCGCCAACAAAGAACAAUCACAAUGUAUACAAAUCGUGUAUAAGGAAAAACAUAUAUUAUUAUGGGCAGUAUUCAGCAGCAAUGUUUCUGAAGGUUACAUAUCAUGCAAUCCAACUCACAGUAAGCUACUAGACUUAGAUGAGGGUGCUGAAGUUUUUGUGUCUCCAUAUGGUGAUGUUCCAGUCUUAGAUGAACUGUAUAUUGACACAGAAAGUCCUGAUGACCAAGAAAUAUUGGAGCAUAAUGCUGAUAUUCUUCAGUAUAGAAUCCUUGAUCAAUUAAGGCUGGUUGUCUCUCAUCAAAAAGCAGUAGUAUGGAUUUCAACAUCACUUCCAAUUGUUUUUACACCAAAGCAAACAGGCCUUUUGGUCAAUCAUAGUAAAAUUAUAGUAAAGGUAGAUGUUUUCAAUAAAGUUCAAAAUCAGAGCAAUACCUUAGGUGCUUCAACUCAAAACAAUAAACAGGCCUUUAACAAUAUUGGUCUUAUUAAUCAGGGUAUACUUCGGCCUUAUUUGAUUGUACCAAGCAGACUGGUUUUACGAGCUCUUGCUAUUGAUAGUGAUGGUAAAAAAGGCAAGAACUUAAUUCAUCCAUACACAGUUUUCAUACAUGAAGACUUAAUAGGUAGUACCUACAAAGAUUUGACAGUAAUACUAGCAACAAUGCAGAAUAUUCCAUCUAUAAGCCAUUUAUCAAAUCUUAAUGAAGAUGAAAAUAAAACCACAAAUACAAUUGAUGACUUGUGUGUGGAAAUAGUUCCAGUAGAUAAUGUGAUAUUCAGAAGCCUUUCUCAUGAAGUAUAUAACAAGAAUAUACCUUCUGUUUUAAUACCUAAGUCAUUAAAUGCAAUAAUUAAUAUAGAAAAUGGUAUAAAGAUUAUAUUUACCUUAAUUGGUGACAAGGCAGAACAACCCGAACAUAUUGAUGUCAUUACAUACACAGACAAAACUCAAACAGAAAUUGAUAUUAUUGAGAAGUUUAAAAAAUGUGUUGUUGAUAACACACAUUCAGGGAAACAGUUUUUAAUAAACAACAACAUAGUGAAGCAAAAUAAUCAAAUAACAAAUGGAUUUUUAAGAUUCAAGCUAAAACCAGAGAAAUUGAAAUACACAAUGUUAAAUUCAGAAUCAUUCAGACAUUGUUCUGUGUCUGCGAAAAGUUUGACAGAUGCUGAUUUGGAAUUACCAAAACAUGUGCCCUCAAAAUUAGAAUAUGAUUUCAAAAAUUAUUGUAGGUCUAUGAGAUCAAUGCAAAAUAUUGUUGAAAAAGUUGUUGCAAACAUAUAUUUUGAAAUUCAUAGGGAGGCAUGUUUUAAAGGAGUAUCUGAAAUAAAGAGUAAUAUUUUAAUUACUGGUGCUAGCGGCAGUGGAAAGACAUCUCUUUGUCAUAUUGUACAAAAGGACCUUACUCUAUGGUCCCAUGUACUUCAUUGUCGGCCUCUAAAGGGCCGGAAAGAUAUUCCAGAAGUAUUGAGUAAGGCAAUACUAAUUUGCCAGGAGCAUAGUCCAUCUGUAUUGAUUUGUGAUGACUUUGAUGCGUUGGUAUCGCCUAAUAUGGAAGGCGAUUCGCCGCAAGAUAUUGCGUUUUAUCAAAGACUGGCAAUUUGUAUUAAGAACAUGCUGCAGUCGUGUUCUGGAGUCUGUGUAAUAAUGACGUCACUCAGUAUGCAUUCCUUGCAUCCGGUAUUGAGAGAGUUUGGCGGGAAACCUCUGUUCACCAGCCAUUUUGACGUUCCUGAACUUGAUCAAGAUGAGAGGGUGGAGUUGUUCAAGCACUUACUAAAUAACAAAGUACGCGAGUCGUUCGUUAUUGAAGACGAUGACGUAAUCAGGAUGGCGAUGGAUACGGCCGGCUCCAGCGUGCGAGAUGUCGUGGACUACCUCAAUAAGAAGAUAUUCAAAGCUAUCAAGAAGAAAAAAUCAUCUACAGAUAAACCACGUCUCCAUGAAACAACAAAAGAAACACCCAAAGAACUAGAUAUCUGGACUCCAGUGGGAGGCUUGGAGGACGUUAAGCGGCAGCUCACGGAAGCCAUUUUCUGGCCAAUCAUGUAUCCAGUGCUAUUCCCAUCUAAACGAUGUGGGGUCAUGCUGUAUGGCCCGCCUGGGACGGGCAAAUCCCAUUUGGGGUCUUGUUUGGCCCGGGCCGCUAAUAUGCGAAUGCUCACUGUGAAGGGGCCGGAACUACUUUCCAAAUAUAUUGGACAAAGCGAAAAGGCUGUUAGGGAUAUUUUUGACAAAGCGGAGUUACAGCGUCCGUGUAUUCUCUUCUUUGACGAAUUCGACAGUCUCGCGCCCAAACGUGGUCACGACUCAACCGGCGUAACCGACCGAGUGGUAAACCAAUUACUGGCGAGGCUCGAUGGGGCCGAAGGGGGUGCGAAGGGUCCAGUUGUAGUUGCCACGUCUCGGCCGGACCUGGUGGACCCGGCUUUGUUGAGAGCUGGAAGGAUCGAACGCCAUAUUUACUGUGCUUUGCCGGAUUUGAAUGAUCGCCAAGAAGUGCUAAAGACGCUGGCACAGAAUGUGACAGUAGACGAAAGCGUAGACUUCCAGCUGAUAGCGGAAAAGACUGAGGGCUUCUCACCGGCCGAUCUGAAGUCUCUGCUGGUGACUGCGCAACUUGGAAGGUUGGAGACUCAGCUGAUGAGCAGCGAAAGUCGUCGUAUGGAGAGUGUGACAGUCAAUGGAGAAGACAUUGAAGCUGCACUGAAGGAAACCAAACCCUCACUUUCAAUGGAACAGAGAAGUUUCUAUGAUAUGAUAUACAAAAGAUUCCGAGGGGACCCUCUUUCGUCCGAACAAAAAAUUAUAUCGCAACAGAUGCUAAAACAGAGGGUCACGCUCGCCUGA